AUGACUAGAUCUCCAAAGUCCUGUACACAUUCACAGAGUAAGGAGCAGAGCGGGGUCCUCAGCUACCUGUUCCAGAUGGGUGCUGGGCGCAGCAGUCCCGCUAAGGAGCGCUUUCUCACAUUUGCCCACCGGCCGGCCGGCGCAGUCCAGCAGGGCGCCAGGGCGGCGGGCUGCGGCCCCGCGGGACGGCUGGGCGAGGGGUCGCGUGUUCGAGCCCGGCGGGGGGCAGCGGCCCUAGGCCCCGGGGAGCUCCCCAUCCAGGAGGGGCCCGCGCCAGGCCAGAAGGUUUCCGUGUUCUGUCUGGACUACACCACCAAGCGUCUGCCCCAGAACACAGAUGCUGGGGGCGCGGGGGGCGGCGGAUGGACGAAGAGACUGGAGGGCUUCCUAGGCUGCCUGGGAAGCCCUGCAGGCCUGCAGCCCGAGGUGCUGGAGCCCGGGAGGAGGCGGGCGGACGCGCGGCGGGGCAGGCUCCUGCUGGCGGCGGCUGCCCUGCGUCCGGCGUCCGCGUGCGGCAGAGCAGCUCCGCUCCUCGCUCGGCCUCCUCCGCCGCCCCGCGCCUUUCACGGCGACCUCCCUGUCUUCCUGCCGCCUGCUUUCGCGUGCUCGCUUCCCACUGCGCCGCCCGCGCCCCGGCCCGGCGUCCUGCAGCCCCCGGGCUCCGGUUCCCGGACGGGCGCGCACCUCGGCACCUCCACCCCAGCGCCCUCCAGCAAGGACCUCAAGUUCGGCAUCGACCGCAUCUUGUCGGCGGAAUUCGACCCCAAAGUGAAGGAAGGCAACACUCUGAGAGACCUCACGUCUCUGCUGGCCGGGGGGCGGCCAGCUGCCAUGCACCUCUCCGGGCUGCAGCCCUCCGCCAGCCAGUUCUUCGCAUCCCUGGAACCCAUGAACGAGGCCUCAGCCAUCCUCAGCCCCUUAAGUUCCAACCCAAGGAAUUCAGUUCAGCAUCAAUUCCAAGACACGUUUCCAGGUCCUUACGCUGUGCUCACCAAGGACACCAUGCCACAAACGUACAAGAGAAAACGCUCCUGGUCGCGCGCGGUCUUUUCUAACCUGCAGCGGAAGGGCCUGGAGAAAAGGUUUGAGAUCCAGAAGUACGUGACCAAGCCGGACCGAAAGCAGCUGGCUGCAAUGCUGGGCCUCACAGAUGCACAGGUGAAAGUGUGGUUCCAGAACCGGCGUAUGAAGUGGCGGCACUCCAAGGAGGCCCAGGCACAGAAGGACAAGGACAAGGAGGCCGGGGAGAAACCUUCAGGGGCAGCCCCUGGCGAGGGUGAUCAGGAAGAGCAGUGCCCCAGCCGCUCCGAGGGUGAGCCAGAGAGUGAGACCAGUGACUCCGAGUCCCUGGACAUGGCCCCUAGCGACACAGAGCGGACUGACGGGGCCGAACCUCCUCUGCAUUCAACCACAGUCAUCAAGCCCUCAGCUGCUGCUGCCCUGGUCACAGCUGGUGGCAGCAGUGGUGGUGGCUGCACUUUUGGCUUCAGCAGCCCAGGCGGCAUUGGGGGCUCCAGCGUCAGCACCGGCAUGGGCAGCAGCACCACGGAGCUGCUUCCCGAGCCCCAGUCUGCUGGAGGUGGCGGCGGUGCUCCCCAAAGUCCUGCACCCAGCCAGGCCCCACUGGCAGGCGGCUUGUAGACUGCUGAGGACAGAGGGCCCCCAGCCCUGAGGGCAGCUGCCGGCAGCAACUGGGCUCCCUAUGGGCUUUGCUUUGGCGGGACCGAGGCGGUGGAGAUGCGGAAGAGCGCUGGCUCCUUCUCCACUGCUGGACCUGCAGCUGCUCCUGCCCUGGACACCGAAGCCCACCCUGGAAGUGUCGGACUGAGCCUCCUUCUUGAACCUAGUGAGGGUUGUGGCAGAAAGACGCCGUGCGUGGCAAGCCAGAAACUGUAAAUAAAAUGUUUACUAUGGUUUGUAAAAGGCCCGUGGCUUCCUGGGGAGGCCAGGAGGUGAAGGACUAGGAUCUCCCACCCAGGAUAUAUAACCUGGCCUGCCCUGCAGCAGCAGCUCUGGUGGGACAGAGGCAUAGGAGAGUGUUUUGCUCAGGGCGGCAGUCCUGCAGAGUGCUCAGAGCUCAUUUCACAGGAUGCAGAGGGUGGUGGCCUGAGCCAGCACUGAGGUGGGUCCUGCGCGUGGCCGAGAGGUGCAGCCAGGGUCCAUAGGUAUCUCUUUGGACUGAGGCUGAGACAGAGUUGGAGUAUGUGGUAUUGGUGUCGGACAGAGACAUCCCAGGUUUCCGAUCAACCCCUAUUGGAGUCCUGGGACUCUCUCCCUGGCCGGGCGCUGGGGCACAGACCGGUCUGCAGUGUCCUAAUCAUUGGGCAGCAGUUGUCUAAAUAGCUGCACAGCAAGCAGGUGACUUGCUCACGGUGCGCAGAAGCAGGGCCCACGCCAGCGCCCGGCCUCCAGGCCUUUGUGGGCAGAGUGAAGCUGUGAAACUGCACUUCAUCCCGCCCAACCCGCCUUGCAGAAAGUUCCUGUGGAAUCCAAGCUGGAGCUGCAACUAGCACCCCUCUGCUCCACGCCACUGCUGCUGGGAGGGAGGAGCCCGUGGGAAUGGGCUUGGAAGCUUUGCUUGUUUCUGAGGCUUGCGGGCCACACCUCUUCCCAAGACCUGCUGCCCUUUCAAGGACCAUGUGUCUUCAGGUGGUAAAUACUCUGCUGAGAUUUUGAAACAAAAAAACCCGUCUCCAACGUGUUUGGUCCCCAGCAGGCGGAGGACUCCAGUCCUCGGCCACACCUGGCUCAGCCCUUCUGUGGGGCUGUCGGUUGCAUUUUCUUUCACACUUUUGCUCCGGACCCCACUGCAGCCUGGUCUGUGGAGGAGAAAAGACCACAUGUGGAGCCGCUGUGCUCUGGCUAGGCCACUCCCAGCCUGGCUUAGCCUCUGGAGGAGAGUGUAGGGGGAGUGGAGAGUGUCCUGCUGUCCAGCAGAAAGCGAUGGCGAGCACUCCACUAAAUGAGGACUUGAGGGGGCUGUUGCUCCCUAGCUGUUCCCAUGAGAAUCUGGGGAGGGUGGCUCCCCCACCUGUGUGGGCUCAGGCAGGCUGGGAUCCUUCUUCCAGGCCACUAUAAGCUUUGAUGUCCCAACUGCUACAUUCUCUGUGCCUCAAGUUUUGCCUAUCACUCAUAUUAAUUUCCUGUGUUCCCCAAAUACUUGAAAUUCUGAACCCAGGGAGUCCCAAGAGUGCUGAGGCACUGAAGACCCAUUUGGGAGUUGGGUCCCCAGCAGGCAUAUUUCUAGACGGAUCAGUGGAGGGUGUCGCGCUGCCCAGGCUAGGCCACGAGGGGCUUGUGUGGGCCAAGUACACCACUUCCAGGGACCUGGGCUGCCUCAGGGGCGGCUUCUUGCAGGCUGUCUUGACUGGCAAGGGCCCCUGCUUCCCUUGUAGGAGUUAGACAGGCCCUGUCACUCUGCCAGGCAGGGAGUGGGCCUGGACUCCCAGGGAAUGAAGCGUCGGGCCGCACCCUGCCAGAGGCU
This is a messenger RNA of Octodon degus (degu), 3484 nucleotides long. RefSeq names its product H2.0 like homeobox (gene Hlx). The record is from RefSeq and is a predicted model, not a curated record. The coding region runs from base 1 to 1641 and encodes 546 amino acids. NCBI's taxonomy places the organism in Eukaryota, Metazoa, Chordata, Mammalia, Rodentia, Octodontidae. Gene Ontology annotation, biological process: regulation of DNA-templated transcription. The transcript has 7 exons. Gene Ontology annotation, molecular function: DNA-binding transcription factor activity, RNA polymerase II-specific; sequence-specific DNA binding.